This is a messenger RNA of Aspergillus caelatus, 3078 nucleotides long. RefSeq names its product HET domain-containing protein. The transcript has a single exon. The record is from RefSeq and is a predicted model, not a curated record. The coding region runs from base 482 to 2881 and encodes 799 amino acids. NCBI's taxonomy places the organism in Eukaryota, Fungi, Ascomycota, Eurotiomycetes, Eurotiales, Aspergillaceae.
CAAAACAAGGCUGUUGAAAAUAUGCCGCGAUGGAAUUUCGCCGAUCCCGACCUUGAUUCUUCAAGUUCUUCUGAUUCCAGUGAUGAUUCUAUUUUACCAACGGACGAGGAUGAUGAGAUAAGUGCAUAUGACUUUUCUUCCGAACAAGAUUUUCUUGAGGCAAUCUCGAGUAUCCCAGACGACCCGAGUACACAUCUUCCACACCAACCAUGCAAGACCAGACUGCGUCCUGGCCGCUUAACAUUUAGGAGCCCCAGUGACUAUGCUUCGGAACAGAGAAAGAUGAUAAUUUUUAAGGAAUUUCAACAGGACCUAAAAGAAUGGAAUAAGCUUGAGCAAAGAGUGCGCAAAAUGGACCCAGAGGCAGUGUAAGUUCUGGAGCAGCUAGGUUACCGAGGGACGGCCAACAUGAAGGCUUUAUUUACCCGGCAAGUGUCCUAUCGGGAUCCGGGCCAAAGCUAAUGCGUGUACUAGUAAGCAGAUGGAACAAAUCGAGAUGACCGUCCCGCGAUAUUUCAUGGAAUUGCUCACAGAAAUACCCAUGGAUUUGCUUAGGGGUGUGCUCAAGAAAUCAGCCUUGCUGUCACCCACGCAGUCACCCACGCAAUCACCUGUACAAUCACCCGUACAACUACCCAUAGACAUGCUCAGUGACGUGUUUUCCGAGUGGCCCAGGGCAUCAUACGGGCUAGUAUGGAAGACAAUAUCGGAUGAGUUGUUAAACGGACUAGAACAAAGACAAGCUGGAGAAAUGAUAUCUGAGGCGAAACGAGAAUGUGCUGGGAUUCCGUCGGAAGAUAUCUACCACGAAUCUCCUACACUUGAGCAAGGUCAAAUUAGGACUCUUGUUGUUUUCCCUGCAGCAAAUGACAGCGACCCUCUGGUCUGCAGACUCAACAUCGAGUCGCUUGAAGAAACUUCCAGUCCUGUUUAUGCGGCGCUCUCAUAUUGUUGGGGUACGGAUUUGUAUUCGAGCUGGCUGUAUGCUCUUCCACCCGAUGUCCCAUUUGAUAGGCGAAUGCAAUGGCAGGACGACCGGUGGGAAGAUCUGAUACAGCAAUGUAAAGGAUUCAGGAUUGGAGAAAAUCUCAAGCGCGCUUUACUUCGUCUACGGAGGGAUGACGAGUCUAUAACUCUAUGGGUCGAUGCCAUCUGUAUCAAUCAGAAAAAUGAAGAGGAGAAAACACAACAGCUUCUUCAAAUGGCGAAGGUGUAUCGCAUGGCAAACUAUGUUUGUGUCUGGCUAGGGGAAGCUGACAGCGAUAAAAGAAGUAAUCGCGCAAUGAGGUUUAUCCCGAAAAUAAUGGACUUUGCAUUUCUGGAAAGAGCGGUAAACGAUGAGCGCCAUGCAGAGAAUUGGUAUGCGCUCGCUGAACUUAUGAGAGAUCGCUGGUUCUCUCGGCGCUGGGUUGUUCAAGAAAUCUCGCUCGCCAAAGAGGCAUCGGUCUACUGUGGUGAAAUGGCGGUUCCAUGGACGGAGUUCGCAGAUGCAGUGUCAAUCUUGGUUACGUAUCAAGAAAAGAUUAAAGGACUAUUCAAGGGCUGGAGGGAGGGAGUUCAAACACUUGGCGAAGUCCAGUCAUUUGGAGCCAACAAGCUGCUACAGGCCACUACCAGGCUUUUUCAGAGAGACGCCAAAGGUGUUGCUCGAAAACCCCUCAAAGGGAUCGAGUACUUGGUGACUUCUUUAAGCACAUUCGACGCUAGUAAACUGCGCGACAUCGUGUAUAGCUUAGUCUCGAUCGCCAGUGACACUUAUGACCCUGUUUCCUAUGACGCUGGACAAGAGGGCGACGACAACAAUAAAGCUUACAAGCUCGCCAUCGACUAUAAGUUGGACGAAGUUGAAGUCUAUAGAAACUUUGUCAAGUACUGCAUUCUUUCAUCUGGGUCGCUUGACAUCAUCUGCCGCCCAUGGGCAAUGCCCCGAACGGGGAAGGGUAGAUUGCCAUCCUGGAUCCGACUGCUACGGGACUCCGAGUUCGGGGAGCCGACGGAAGUCUACAAUGGCCGUAAGAAUGGAGAAGGCCUCCUGGGUCCGGUUGGCUCUCCGCUUUAUAAGGCUUCCAGGGGCAUAAGAUUCACAGAUACUUCAACAAAGACCGCCCCACCUCGAAAGAAACGUAAGACGGAAGCCGAUGCAUCCGACGCAAAAGUGGUUCGACAUAUGUCUUCCAUGCUCUCUGUCAAAGGCUUUAAAUUAGCUAAGGUGGAGGCCGUCUCGUUAGCGAAUGCGUCGGGGCUCAUCUCACGAAGCUCGCUGUUGGAUAUUGGUGGCUGGGCAGGUGUUAAUGAAAGCCCUGAAGAAGUGCCAGAUCAUAUCUGGCGUACGUUGAUAGCAGAUAGAGAUUCCGAGGGGCAGGUUCCACCUACAUGGUAUCAAAGAGCAUGCUUGCGGUGCUUGGAGAUUGCUGAUACAUUUUAUAAUGGGGACUUCAACAUCGACCAACUUUUACACGGACACUCGGACAUGGUCCGUGGAUAUCUCACACGUAUCCGAAACGUCACAUGGAAUCGGAGAUUCUUUAGGGCCUUAAUGAAAGCUCCACACACUGAUAGCGCUUAUAGCCCUUCAGGCCAAACGGAAAGAGACAACGAGGUAUCAGGCUCUGAAGAAGAACCUAGCUUUGAAGGAGGGAAACGACAGUGGACCGAGAAUGACUUAUUCGGUUUGUGCCCAGAAGCUACUACGCUGGGGGACUUCAUUUGCAUCCUAUAUGGGUGUAGUGUACCGGUCAUCCUCAGACAGUCCACAAGGGAUCCGAAAUGCUACAAAGUAAUCGGCGAAUGCUACGUCCAUGGGAAAAUGGAAGGCGAAGCAGUAGAAGACUGCAAGGAAGGGAAAACGCUAGGGACGGAUGAGGUUUUCGGGUUGAUAUAGACCUUGAUCCCAUGUUAUGGUUGUAGAUCAAAGACUCGGGAUUAGUCAGCAACCUACGUGGCAUGAUUGUGCUACAAGAGAUAUCAUAAAUAGGAAGGGUUAACAGCUACUCGGAAGCUGAUGAGUAGAUGAGGGGGUCCCGAAGUCAUGGUGGUGAUGCAGCGGAAGUCACAUGCAGAAAAUAAUGCUUAUCUGGC